AUGUGGACUUUUCAGAUUCUCGCAAUAGCAUGGUUUGGCUACGAAGUCGUCACCAAUAUUACGAGAAGAUCUUUUGAUGCUUUACAUCGUCUUUUCUUCGGAUUAUUACUUGGAUUAUUAGCAUAUCAUUGGGUAGCUUUCAUAUUAUCAGGAUUUACUUAUAUGUCUAGAUGGUUAGGCUAUUUGCUCCUUAUAUUUUUUGGUUCUCUAUCAUAUUUAUUACAUAAAACAAAUUCAAACUUAAAACUCGGCUUCGUCUUUUUUCUAAAUCCAAAACAGAAAAUCGCAUACAUAGUAUUUGCGUUUAUCGCAUUUAUGACCGUUUUUGUUUCUUCUUAUUACGGAUUUCAAACUACAACCUUCCCAAUCAACGAAUACUCAGUAUUUUUAAGCAUGGUCUCUUCUUUUUCAAUAGGUGCUAAUUCGCCUCGUCAAAAGAUAUUUAAAAUCACUACAGCGCCAGAUAUUGAUAUUCCUCCGAUUUAUCCAUUCAUGCCAUCCUUUGUUGUCGCAUCAUUAACUACAACAGGGAGAACCGAUCCUCGUACAAUAAUUGUAUUUAUUCAUACAUUUUUACUCUUAUCAAUUUUUAUUUUCCAUUAUGGUAUAUCAUAUGUAUACUCAAAAUCCCAUGUUACAUCCAUCAUAAGUGUCUUUAUAUUUAUGCUUAUGGGAGGCAUCGGAUGGACCUAUUUCCACUCAAAAAAUCAAGAUUCGAAUAAUUUAGUAUCAAGAUAUUACACUACAUCUACAUUUUGGAAGCAUACCAUAUUCGAAUUUUUGAUUGCCAAUCCAAAUCAUCUCUGGGGAACCGCGCUUUCAUACGCAACAAUUUUAAUUCUUAUUACAGCCACAAACUCGACCAUUGACUCAUUAUUUGUAUUAGCAAGCUUCUUCUGUGCAGCUCUUGCCCAAUCUACGCCAUCAAUGCUCUAUGGUUUAAUUGUUCUUUCAAUAUUAAUUGCAAAAGACGAUUAUCUUGUCAAACGGUUGACGAAAUCGAAAUUAUUUGCCGAAAACUGGAGUGUCUACUUCAUUAUUUCCAUUUUCCUUGCUAUUGUCAUUUCAUCUCAUAAUAUUUUCUUCUCAAACUACCCUACUUGUCAUUUCCAAGCAUUAUGGAAUGCUUUUGGACAAGGUGAUUCAUGUUUUUCCUUCUGGUUCAAAGCUCUUGGCAUAUUUAUCCUUUCAUAUCUUAUUUUUGGCAUUGUUUUUGUAAGAAAGGACCGAGUUCAUUUAUAUAUUAACUCAGUCAUUAUAUUUGUUAUAUUUAAUUAUGUGAUUAUCAAUAAGAAAGAGAAUAAUCUUGAAAUAUUAUAUGCAACAUGGGUUCCUUUUGCAUGUGCGGCUGUUGCAACCUUUUAUUCCCAGCUUCUUGUAACCAAAGGAUGGAUUUCCCAAUGGAUUGGAGGCAUUGUUUUUGCUGGAAUUAUGUUUUCGACCUGUGCAUCAGGUUUUAUCGGUACAGCUUAUCAUUUGUCGACAUCUAAUGUAUUAACUACUGCUGAAGAGUAUAAGUAUGGCCUCUGGUUGGCAGAAAAUAUAAAUAAGAGAGUUGUUAUACUUCCGGACUCAACUUUGAUGGCAAAUCCUGCUUCAGUUGUUGCUGGAAGAGCUGUUGCGGGUGGAAAUAUAUGGAUGGAACUUAAUUAUUACCAUUUAUCUGAAAAAAAUUAUUCGCGUUUGUUGAAAAAUCCUUUGGAUUAUAACGUAUUUUCUAGAUACCAGAUAUACUAUGUUCAAUCAACUACGAAAAACCCGUGGAUUGACUUGAAUCAGGAAAAUAUCUUUUGGAAAGUUAUUUUUAAGAGCAAAGAUAUUGUUUUGUAUAGAAGAGUGUAA
Trichomonas vaginalis G3 is the source of this 1842-nucleotide messenger RNA. RefSeq lists its product as uncharacterized. Lineage: Eukaryota; Parabasalia; Trichomonadida; Trichomonadidae. The record is from RefSeq and is a predicted model, not a curated record. The coding region runs from base 1 to 1842 and encodes 613 amino acids. The transcript has a single exon.